AACACUUUCUAUUAAUAGUUUAUUUUCUACAUUUAAUAUUUUUUUUAUUGCAAGAUGAAUUCAUCUCAGAAAGCCAGUUAUCAUGCAGGAGAGGCUAAGGGUCAAACUCAGGAGAAAGCUAGCCAAAUGAUGGACAAAGCUAGAGAUACUGUCCAAUCUGCCCAACAAUCCGUUCAGGAGACUGGACAACAGAUCAAAGCUAAGGCACAAGGAGCUGCAGAUGCAGUGAAAGAUACUUUUGGAGCAAACAAAUAAAUUAUUGGAAAAAUUCAGUUCUAAUUAGUAAUUUAAGUUCCAUAAAGUGUUGGUUAUCCAACCUGGAUUUUUUAGUUAAUUUUUUUAUUUUAUUUUAAUUUUCAUGUUAAGAUAAAGGCAUUAAUUGCCACAGUGAAUUUUUCAGUCAGUUAAUAAUAUGAUUUCACGGUUUGAAACUA
This is a messenger RNA of Solanum stenotomum, 434 nucleotides long. Its product is annotated as stress-induced protein KIN2-like. The record is from RefSeq and is a predicted model, not a curated record. The coding region runs from base 55 to 255 and encodes 66 amino acids. The transcript is spliced from 3 exons. NCBI's taxonomy places the organism in Eukaryota, Viridiplantae, Streptophyta, Magnoliopsida, Solanales, Solanaceae.